Messenger RNA from Penicillium malachiteum, 2199 nucleotides. RefSeq lists its product as uncharacterized. The record is from RefSeq and is a predicted model, not a curated record. Lineage: Eukaryota; Fungi; Ascomycota; Eurotiomycetes; Eurotiales; Aspergillaceae. Gene Ontology annotation, molecular function: lipid binding. The transcript has 2 exons. The coding region runs from base 1 to 2199 and encodes 732 amino acids.
AUGCCUAACGAGACUGAGCCCCUCCUCCCUCGCUAUGAGGAUGACACUGCUCGUCAGCGUCAGCUCCACCAGAAGCUACAUUCCUAUCAAAUGUUUCGCGCCCUCUCGGAGGGAUACAUGCCAUCUACUGAACAAACGAUCGCCAACCUUCGUACCCUGCUUGCCUCGGAUGUACUCAAUCUCCGCUAUCAUGACAUAGGGACCCAUGCACGCCAACUCAUACGCGAUGCCCGACUAUGGAUUAAGACCUUUAUUGAAUUUCUUAGUGCCAAAAACAAUGAGGAUCGACUUCAAGAGUUUUUGUGGCGUCUGUCACGAUCCCGAGUCUCGUUGGAUAGCACCCGUGUUUCUCACCAGGCGGGACACGUGAAAGCGCGCGCUGAUACUAAAGCUGUCUAUGAUAGUUUCCGCACCAUCGGUAGCUUACUUCUCACCAAUGCGGACUUCCGACUUUUUAUCGAUGAUGUCGCUACGGUGGGCCGUCAGAUCUUCGCUGACACCGCGUCCUUCCUCUCCGAAACCUCCAAACAUGUCGCCGAACAAAUUCAACCCUCUCAAGAAGAGCAAGCCGCACUGGCGGGCCCUGGUGCUGAUGAGGAGCAUAGACUCUCCCGAGAGGAAAUCAGAGAGGAAGUCGCUCAUGUAACUCAUGUUGCUGGGAAGGGAAUCAGUGAUACGGGCGCGGCAGCUGUACAAAGUGCUCGGGAGCAUCUUGCAGGCCAAGAAAAAGAGACUUUAUUGCAUCGGUUGAAACAGGCUGUCUACAAGCUUCGCGAGAGAUCUGACUAUUCCGACUCCGUUUCCACCCUCACCCAGUUGCUGCAGCGCUACGCCCUUCUCUACGCUAAUGCAGCUGAAGAGACUGCCUCGGCUGCACAUGAAGAUAUUGAUGUCAACCAUGACUUGAAACUGGCUGUGGAUCAAUUUUGGGGCUUGCUUCGCUCCUUCGGACAGACGGAGGAAUGGGAUUCCCUGCAAGAAAAGUUUCAUAAUGUUCUACGUCAUGCGAAUAAAGAUCCCGAAUUCGAUCAUCUCAUGGAAGAAGUCGGUGGUUCUUUACGCGAUAUGUUAACCGACCCGGACUUUUUUGAUUCAGCCCCACAGAAGCUGGAUGAGCUGCAGCAACAGUCGGAGAAGGUCGGGUCGGAGACUCGUCUGCGUCAAGAUGUGGAUGAUUUCCUCGCGCAGACUAAACGUACUUUGCCCACCGUUCCUGAUGAUCCUUCGGUGUUCACUCUGGUCAAUGCGACCAAGAGGAUUUAUCAUGAUGCAUGGUGUGCUUACACUGACCACAGAGACAGCUUUCCAGCAGACCUGGCCAAUGUCAUAAUCCCUGUUAUCCUUCGUAUGAUUCAGUAUGUGCCAAUUCCCCGGCUGGAAAUUUCUGCACCUGAACUGGAUCUCUUGUUGGAGAACCUGGUCCUCGAGCCCGGCCGGACGGUCAACUUUUCGUCAUUCCUGCCCUACCGGAUGCGCCUACUCACCAGAAACGAUAUUGAAAUUGUAAAGAGACAUUCCAAACGAACAGAUACAACUAUCAGGACCAUUUUUCAUGUCUCUGUCAACGGCCUGAAUAUUAGUGCCCAAGAUUUCGGAUACUGGUUCAAGACUCAUACCAUGUUCUUCCAUUUGAAAGAUGAAGGAAUCGCUAGCUUUUACCUGGACCGUCGUGGCAUCGACAUCGCUCUCGAUAUUGAAAUCGGCCGCGGUCGACUGGAACAAAUCUUUACGCUCCGUGGUGUCCGCGUGCGGAUCCAUAAACUGGAUUACCAAGUCCAGAAGAGCAAGUGGAGGUUCCUACUAUGGCUGACGAAACCCUUCCUGAAACACCUCGUACGUCGAAUCCUGGAAAAGAAAAUUGCAGAGGAAAUCGUAAACGCUGCGUUUGCUUUGAAUCGUGAACUGGUCUUCGCGCGAGAACGUUUGCGUGCGACUCGAAUUGCGAACCCUCAAGAUUUGGCGACUUUUGUUCGUGCUGUACUGGCACGAUUGAAGCCUGCUGAUGAUGAUGUUGAAACUCGCAUCGGCUUGACUCCACCGGAUAGUGGUGUCUUCAAGGGAAUUUAUGCCCCAGGUAGUAUUGUUCAGACAUGGCGUGAAGAGGCUACGCGUGCCCAGGAGGCUAUUGAAGAUGGAGACGAGACUCAUGGAUUGGGGUACACAUGGAGGAAUGAUAUCUUUGAUGUGGCUGGACACUGA